Cynoglossus semilaevis (tongue sole) is the source of this 1419-nucleotide messenger RNA. RefSeq lists its product as uncharacterized. The record is from RefSeq and is a predicted model, not a curated record. Gene Ontology annotation, molecular function: guanyl-nucleotide exchange factor activity. Gene Ontology annotation, biological process: lamellipodium assembly. Gene Ontology annotation, cellular component: cytoplasm; lamellipodium. NCBI's taxonomy places the organism in Eukaryota, Metazoa, Chordata, Actinopteri, Pleuronectiformes, Cynoglossidae. The transcript is spliced from 10 exons. The coding region runs from base 42 to 1142 and encodes 366 amino acids.
GUAGAAGCUGAGGACCAAGAAGGACAGACCCUUUGGGCAUCAUGGGAUGCUGCAGUGUGACUCAGAGACAUACUGGAGUGGAUGAGGUGGGCCCCGAUGAGAUCGAGCUCCUGGAACUCUCUGGAGACAAUUUAGGGGUUUGGAGUCUUGGAGAAACCAGACUUCAGCUGUCGGUGAGGAACAGCAAAGAUGAUCAGCAGCUUCAGCCACUGUCUCCACCUCCACCACCAUUCUCUUCAGUGAAACAUCUGGAACAAGAGGUGGUGCUGUGGGGCAGGAGCAGGGAUGAGUUGCAUCGCAGGAUUUACUCCCAGCAGCCAAUCAGAGGCUGGGAGGGUCAACCUGUCCGUGUAUAUGGAGAAGUGGUGCACUCUUCACUGGUGUCCGUGUACAACAUCUACACACAGGAAACCAGCAAACACUUCCUGGUGCUGUUUUCCUUUCACCUGCUGAUCCUCUCCCUGGACCAUUCUCUGAAGGACUUCAUUUAUGCAGGCAUCCUUCCCCUUUCUGGGCUGACAUUAAAAACCAUCUUUGAGGACUCUGACAUGUCAACACCAUCGGCACACAUGUUUGAGAUCAGCGGGCCGAUGGUGGAUUCUAAAAUCUUCAUAUGUGACAGUGCUGCAGCGUUGAAGACAUGGAUACAGCAAAUAGAAGACAGGAGAAACAAGUCCACAGCACGUCCCACCAGUCCAAUACACUCUGCCCUCGCCUAUCUGUUACCAUGUGAUCUGCGCUGGAAGAGAGAAGAGAUGAUAAAGUACUUAAUCAAGGCUCCAAUAUGGCAGUGGGAGGGAUCCCCAAUACAACACAUGGGUCAGGCUCUAUAUGUGUCAACUGUCCAUGUGAUCAACUCACAGAGACAGGGUCAUCAGGAAAGACUGAUGGUUCUCUUCCCUCAGGACGUCCUGCUGCUUUCAGUUGAUGACAAGAGACUGAAUAUAAGAUAUGAGGGCAGGUUGCCACGAUACAGCAUCAGAGCAGUGGAGCGGUCAGCCAUGGCUGGACGCCUGGAGUUUGAGCUGACAGGAGACCUGGUGGAGCCUUUGCUGGUCUUCUGCUCCUGCCUGGAGGAUUAUGAAAAGUGGAUCUUUCACUUACAGCAGGUGAGCAUUUCAAGGUCAAACACAAUUGAAUAACUUCAACUUAGUAGAGAAGAAUAAAAAAAAUAGCAUUUGUUUUUGUUCAUUUAUGAGGAUUUGAACAUAAAAACAGAAAGGACAGAUACAACAUUGUGUUUUGUAAAACUACACGCCUUAUUUAGUAAAGAAUUUUAAAAUUUUAGCAUAUCUGCAUGUUUUUCAUCAAAUGUGAGCAUUUUUGACAAUUUUUUUAGAAAAAAAAGGAAAAAUCUUACUUUUGCGUAUCAUGUUGGUUAGAUGGUGAAAAAUUAUGAUGAAAAUGUUUGAAAAUAAA